AUGGUUGGCUUCAAGAGCUUUGCCGCCCUUUUCCUUGCGGCCCUUGGCGCCGCUGCUCCUGCUCCCUCUGGCGGCAAGUACAUCGUCACGCUCAAGGAUGGUGUUACUGCCAGCAAGGUCGCGUCUCACUUGCAGUGGGUGAAUGAUGUUCACGCUCGCAGCCUCGGCCGCCGUGACCUCAACCUCAACGGUGUCGAGAAGACCUAUGAGAUUGGUAGCUUCAACGGUUACGCUGGCAACUUUGACGCCGCUACCGUUGAGGAGAUCCGCAACAACCCGGAGGUUGAGGAGAUUGAGCUAGACCAGGAGUGGACUCUGUACGCUCUGACCACUCAGUCCGAGGUCCCCCACGGCCUGUCCACCAUCUCGCACCGCCAGUCCGGCGCCAGCAACUACAUCUACGACAGCACCGCUGGCCAGGGUGCCUACGCUUACGUCGUCGACUCGGGUGUCAACAUUGACCACGUCGAGUUCGAGGGCCGUGCUACCCGCGGCUACAACGCUGCUGGCGGCGAGGACGUCGACACCAUCGGCCACGGCACCCACGUCUCCGGCACCAUUGCCUCCAAGUCGUAUGGUGUGGCCAAAAAGGCCAGCAUCGUCUCCGUCAAGGUCUUCAGCGGUCCUACCGCGGAUACUUCCGUCAUCCUCGACGGCUACAACUGGGCCGUCAACGACAUCGUCGCCAAGCGCCGCCAGUCUCGCUCCGUCAUCAACCUAUCCCUGGGCGGCGGUGCCUCGACCGCCUUUGACCGUGCCGUGGCCAGCGCCUACCAGCAGGGUGUUCUCAGCGUCGUCGCCGCCGGCAACGAGAACCAGGACGCCAACAACGUCUCCCCCGCCCGCGCCCCCCAGGCCAUCACCGUCGCCGCCGUCAACUCCGAGUGGUCUCGCUGGAUUUGGAACAGUCGCCAGGGCUCCAACUACGGCACGCCCGUCGACAUCUACGCUCCCGGUGAGGAUGUUCUCUCCACCUGGAUCGGCUCCAACACUGCCACCAACACCAUCACCGGCACCUCGAUGGCUACUCCCCACAUUGCUGGUCUGGCCAUCUACCUUGCCGUUCUCGAGAACCUGAGCACCCCCGCCGCUGUCACCAGCCGCAUCAAGCAGCUUGGUACCAAGGAUAAGGUUGUUGGCAACGUUGGCAAGACUGUCAACCUGCUCUCUUACAACGGCAACCAGUAA
Molecule: messenger RNA, 1188 nt
Organism: Beauveria bassiana ARSEF 2860
Lineage: Eukaryota; Fungi; Ascomycota; Sordariomycetes; Hypocreales; Cordycipitaceae
Product: Peptidase S8
Exons: 2
Coding region: 1-1188 (395 amino acids)
Biological process (GO): proteolysis
Molecular function (GO): serine-type endopeptidase activity
Source: RefSeq, a predicted model, not a curated record